AUGGCAAUACUCAAGUUGUCGUUCUUUUCCAAACAGCCAGAAUCAAAACCUUGGAGUUAUCUCGAAGAACAUAAUGAAAACAUAUCCGAAUAUUUAUACAAAAGAGAACUAGGAAUUUCUAGAUCAAGAUAUCCUAUGAAUUACUCCAGUUAUAAAUCCGAUAAAAUACCGCAGUUAAUGAGAGAAAAAGAGAUUAGUUUGGAAAAUCAUGAUAAAAUCUUUUCAUCACACUGGAUAUCACAUAAUGAAGUUGUUGUAGGAUCAAAAUUUAACGAACAAAAUAGGGAACCGCCACUAGAAAUUCGAAACUGUUCGGGAAUACGUAGUAUCGCAGUGAAUCCUUCAAGGACACUUUUAGCCGUAGGAGCAGGAAAGCCUGUCCAAGUAACAGUUUAUGAGUUACCGUCAUUUGAACCUGUUGCCGUAUUUUCAGGUCACAGUGAUCUUGUUUUUUCAGUCGCAUGGCUUGACGAUGAUCAUUUGGUUUCAGGAUCACGUGACGGUACUAUCCGGCUUUGGUCUAUUGAAUCGAAGAUUAUUUCUGAAAUGCCUUUGUUACCAAAUAAAUAUAUUAAUGUUCAUCAACCUUUACUCACUCGAUCGGAAUUUAGCGGUAGGGUGCGGGAUUUGCAAUUCAAUCCUAGAACUGAGCAAAUCAUGACUCUUUCAACUGAAGGAUAUGUGAGGUUAUGGGAUUCAUCGUAUCUCAAUGAAUUGGCACAUACCCAUGAAAACGUUUGCCUAGCAAUGAAUUCUAAAGCGAAUUUAUUUGCUAUAGGAUCUCAAGCGCAUAUAACAAUUGUUGACCCCCGGACAUCAUCAAUAGCCCAUGAGGUUGGUUCGGUUGAUGAAGGAUGUGGUGUAAGAUCAUUAUCUUUUAAUGAUCAUAUUAUAACAACUGGUGGAGGCUAUGGACGGUUAUCCUUUUAUGAUUUGCGUGCGCAAGAAUAUUUGGAUUUCCUUCCGCAAUCUAACUCUAAAAAAUCUUUAACACUUAAUUAUAAAGAAACCGGAAGCGGUUGGCUGAAUCGAGAUGCAGUUUAUAUGAAUCACUUUGCCGGUUAUUCCAUACAAAAUGCAAUUUACGCGCUUUCAUAUGAUGAAUCAGGCACUAAAUUAUUUACUGGAGGUGGUCCAUUACAACUUGAUUUAAAAGGGUCUUAUGCAGCAAUAUGGUCAUAA
This is a messenger RNA of Funneliformis geosporum, 1182 nucleotides long. The record is from the annotation of a GenBank genome assembly. Lineage: Eukaryota; Fungi; Glomeromycota; Glomeromycetes; Glomerales; Glomeraceae.